CACUUUAUUAUGUAUUUCAAGUUAAGAUUGUUGUGAUAUAGUAGAACCACUUUUAUCUUAAUAGCUGUACCGUGAGUUCUACCUCACCUGCUUCUCCUAGCUUCCUACAUUCGGCCUACCCUCCAGUUUUCAGGAGCAAACCCACGUGCCGCCUUCCAGGCGGGAUAUUCAAAAGAGUGGUGACGAGCAGGGACUAAAUUUUUUUUUUCCUCUCCUCUUACCUGCUUUUUUACUCGGUACUGCUUUCUUUUCGUGCUAGCCCAGUGUGAUUGCAUGUGCGAGUGCUUCCACCCUUCGCUCUAAGAUUUUAUUUGUAUCAACCAUGGCUUCGUCACAGGAACAGGCUUCCCUGUCCGAUCUUGUACUUUUUCAGGCUCAGCAAAUGACGCAACUGCUUGCUGCCGUAAAUGGACUGAUCACACUACAGGCUGCAGCUGCUAUGACGCCUCCGACACCACCGCCUGUACCGACGCCGACGACGCCUCCAGCGCUGCCAUUUCGUGCCUUCAAUCCAGACGUUGAAUGCUGGCCAGAAUACAUUGCUCAGCUCGAGGCACACUUCGGAGCAUACAACAUAACAGCAGAAUUGGAGGCUUCGUGGCUUCCACCGCCUCAGACCACGACUCCACUGAUGACGCCUCCGCCGCUCGCGCCUAAGCAGCAGACGCUCCUGCCGCCGCCGCCACUGUCGGUCCGGUCUCCUGCACCAGGCGAGCGCCUCUCGCCGCCGCCAUGGCCCCACCUCCGGCCACCGCCUUCGCCGCCGCCGCCGCCGUGUUCCUCCGCGGUGCCGGAACUGAUGGACACUGAGGCUGCCGUCAUGCCGCCACCGCCGCUGUUGCCCAUGGAGGCCGUUGCUCCCUGUCUCUUUAUCCGAGCAUACCCAGUGACGGUGCGCUUCCUGGGGAGGUCGCCCCCUCGCGAGCAAUUCGGGGACCUGGGUGAAUAGCACAUCCCAACAGAUCUGCUGUCCGCCCCCUCAGUUGCGCCGCCCCUGGGUCCCUCCACCUGUCGUCGGAAGCCCUACUCAACGACAGUGCGCCAUUUCAGGGGGGAGGAAUGUGGUAUCAGUGGCUAUGAUGCUACAACAUAGGAGUGCUCUCAUAGGUUGGCACUAUGAGAGUGAACGAUCGACACUGAGUGCAGCGCCCUCUAGCCCGACACUACG
This is a messenger RNA of Schistocerca cancellata (South American locust), 1168 nucleotides long. RefSeq lists its product as uncharacterized. The record is from RefSeq and is a predicted model, not a curated record. The transcript has 2 exons. Lineage: Eukaryota; Metazoa; Arthropoda; Insecta; Orthoptera; Acrididae. The coding region runs from base 323 to 949 and encodes 208 amino acids.